This is a messenger RNA of Pezoporus occidentalis (night parrot), 2515 nucleotides long. RefSeq names its product arkadia (RNF111) N-terminal like PKA signaling regulator 2N (gene ARK2N). Gene Ontology annotation, biological process: ubiquitin-dependent protein catabolic process. Gene Ontology annotation, molecular function: ubiquitin protein ligase activity. The transcript has 5 exons. The record is from RefSeq and is a predicted model, not a curated record. Lineage: Eukaryota; Metazoa; Chordata; Aves; Psittaciformes; Psittacidae. Bases 126 to 1493 code for a protein of 455 amino acids.
CUCCCGCUGUGGGAGGAAGUGACGCCGCACGCGGAUCCGCGGCCUCGGUGACAUUCUGUGAGGCAGUGGUGGGGGGGGGGGGGGCGACGGCGGCGCGGCUCAGACCUGGCUCGUUCUGUCCGUCCAUGCCCGGCUGCUGCGGCUCGGUGGGGACGGCAGCGGGGCCCCGCGUCCUACAGGCUGCUGCAUUGCUGAAGUCCAUCUCCUGUUCAUCCAGUCUUCCAGACCACGUGCUCCAUGCUUUGAGACCAGGAGGACCUUGGUGUUCUGAAAUGAAGAUGGAGGCGGUGGGAAAAGCAGAAGAACUUGAUUCGCAAGUUCCACCAAAGACUUCUGAAAAGCAAGAAACUGUUCCUGAUGAAGAUGGACCUAUAGAACUUGAGACACACACUCAGAAAGACAGUGUGCCCAUUGCAGCAGACUCUGCAGUGCUGUCCUCAAUGCCUUGCUUACUGAUGGAACUAAGGCGAGACUCCUCAGAGUCUCAGCUAGCAUCUACGGAGAGUGAUAAGCCAAUGGGUGGUCGAGUUUAUGAGAGUGACUCUUCUAAUCAUUGCAUGCUUUCCCCUUCUUCCAGUGGGCAUUUGGCUGACUCAGAUACAUUGUCUUCCACAGAAGAGAAUGAGCCCUGUCAGGCUGAAGCUGUUGUAGAGGGAGAUCCUUCUGCGGCGUCUGGGGUUGCAGUUGGGAGGAAAUCCAGGCGAUCCAGGUCCGAAAGUGAAACUUCAACAAUGGCUGCCAAGAAAAACCGACAGUCUAUCGAUAAGCAGAAUGGUCGAGUUACCAAAGUAAAAGGUCAUCGAAGCCAAAAGCACAAGGAAAGAAUCCGGCUCUUGAGACAGAAACGGGAAGCAGCUGCUCGCAAGAAGUACAACCUGCUGCAGGACAGCAGUACCAGUGAUAGUGACCUGACAUGUGACUCGAGCACAAGCUCAUCAGAGGAUGAUGAAGAGGUUUCAGGGAGCAGCAAGACAAUCACUACAGAGAUACCAGAUGGACCUCCUGUCAUACCUCAUUAUGAUAUAUCAGACACAAAUUCAGACUCAGAAGUGGUAAAUGUGGAUAACCUGUUGGCAGCUGCAGUAGUGCAAGAGCACAGUAAUUCCUUAGGGAAUCAAGACUCAGGAUCUGCCUGGAGAACCAGAGGGCUGCUAGAUGAACUGAGCGGUGAUACAGGUCAUUUGGAUCCAGGCUUCCUUGCAAGUGACAAAACCUCUUCUGGUAAUGUCCAGAUCAAUGAAGAAAUUCAUAUCGCCUCUUCUGAUAGCGAAGUAGAGAUUGUUGGAGUUCAAGAACACGCCAGGUGUGUGCAUCCCAGGAGAGGUGUGAUUCAGAGUGUGUCUUCCUGGAAGCAUGGCUCAGGCUCACAGUAUAUUAACACUCAGCAAACGCAAUCAUGGACAGCUGUGACUCCCCAGCAGAAUUGGUCUUCACCCCCUGAAGUAGUAGACCUUACUUUGGAUGAGGAUACCAGGCGCAAAUACCUACUGUAAUUCAAUGUCACCAUGUUUCUGUCCCCAACCCUUCUCCCCUUUAUGGCACAGAAGUUCAUUGUUAAAGCUUCAGCUUCAGAAGCCCUACUUCUGGCAUUGCAAAAUUCAAACUCAUGAAAACUUCAUACAAAUGUAUAUAAUUUCAGUAUAAUUUAAAAUGGUUUCGCUUUCUCCAAGGAGGAUUCCUCCCAGAAUUAAAACCCAAUAGCACCAAAUUUAAAACACAGCUACAGUACUAAUGUGUGUGUGUUAAGAUUAAGAAAUAACUGUGUGCAAACUUAAAUCCUCCCACCUUUUCCCACCUACAGCUUUAGAAUAUUUUUCAUUUAUCAGUAUAUUGAGGUGUGUUUUUUUUUUUGUUAGAAGUUAGUGUUUUGCUUUGUGAGCGUGAGUGAUUUUGAGAAAUGCUGUGUGUUCUCACUGAUUUUAGUGGAAUUGGGGGUAUUCAACACUUGCAAAAACUGGGCCAAGAGUAUUCAUACCUAAGCUGAUUUGGUGUAUACCAGCAGGAGGGACUGUCUUUAAUACAAACGGCCCAUAACAUAUGCACUGAACAGCUUUUAAAGGACUUUUAUUUUGAAUAAUUUUUCAGUUUACACUCUUUCCAGUGCUGUCUUCUGUCUACUUGACUACUGUGUUUCGCUGAUCAUUUCCCACUGCUUAUUACGAUUUAACAUAGUAAUAGUAGUGACUUAGUAGCAGCUGAUUGUUGCAAAAGCACAGGGAAAAAAUAAUAAAAAGGCCCAGCAUCUGUCUCCAUUUUAAAUAUAGCUGAACUUUUCUGCCUGUAUCUGGGUCUUGCCUGGAGUAGGAGAAGGGGAGAAAUGAAACAUUUCACUCAUAGGUCUCAUUUCUGCUGUUGUUUAUUUGCUUCAUUGAGUAUACAACAAAAUUCCAAAGCCCCAGGCUGGCAAAGCACUUUAGCAGCUGACACUGUGGGGCCAUUCAAGUGCUUAAAACCCUUUCCUAAGUGAUGUUGCAGGAUCAGGGCCUGAGGUUGGGAUCUUUGUGGGUUUUUGUUU